AUGGAAAUGGAUGUCACAAAAGAGGACCAAAUUGACAGAUGCUAUGAUUUGGUUGAGUCAGACCUACAGACCAGUGGUUGUGUGUUGUGGGCAGUGGUCAACAACGCGGGUAUUCUGACAUACGGUCACAUAGAAUGGGGUCCUUUCGAUGAGUUCACCAAAACAUUUGAUGUCAAUGUGUUUGGUCGUAUAGUAAUCACCGCUAGUAUGGGUGGGCGUCUGACCGCCGAUAAUCUGAGCGCUUAUUGCAGUUCAAAGGCGGCUAUCAUUUCAUUUUCAAUAGCAUUGCGACGGGAGAUGAGAAAAUUCAGGGUAAAGGUGUCGACUAUAGAGCCGGCCUUUUUCAAGACCGGUGUCUACUAUUCAGUGAUCCCGUCAUUCGAGAGGAAUUGGAUACAAACCCCGGAUAGUGUGCGUCAGAUAUACGGCGACCUAUACUUUGCCGACCAAAUGAAAUCAGUGAAACGGCGCCGAAAGCUAUCCAUGAGCUCCAGGAAUAUGGAUAUUGUGGUCAAUGAUAUGAUCGAUGCGGUCGUCAGCCGGAGUCCCAAUCGGGUCUACAGUCCCGUCAAUCUGUUUGUGUUUAAAGUGGUUCCGCCACUCAUUCCCCUAAUCCCUCAAUGGAUUAUUGACAGAAUAUUCUAUGAAAUGGAUUCUACGAAACCCGAAGUCUAUGCGACCGUUUUGAGUGAACAAAGUGUCGGCGCUCAGGACUUGACCACAAAAUGCAAGUUUGCGGACAAUAUGUGUGUUUUGGAAAUGAAUGUCACGAAAGAGGACCAAAUCAACAGAUGCUAUGAUUUUGUUGAAUCAGACCUACAAAAAAAUGGAUGUGUAUUGUGGGCAGUGGUCAACAACGCCGGUGUUGUCACGUGUGGUCACACAGAAUGGGGUCCUUUCGAUGAGAUCACCAAAACAUUUGACGUCAAUGUGUUUGGUGUGAUUCGGGUGACUAGAAAAUUUACCCCUCUUAUCAGGCUAUCACAAGGUCGUAUCGUAAUCGUGGCCAGUCUUGGUGGGCGUAUAGUAGCCGACAAUCUCGGGGUGUACUGUAUGUCCAAAUUCUCCAUCAUUUCCUAUUCGGAUGCCUUGCGCCGGGAGAUGAGAAAAUUCAAAGUGAAAGUGUCGACUAUAGAGCCCCUACUGUUCAAGACAGCGAUGUAUGAAAUGGCAAAACCAUCGCUCGAUAAGAAUUGGAUGACAACCGAUGACACUAUUCGCGAGGCUUAUGGUGAGCACUAUUUUGCACACCAAUUGAAAGUACUGGACUGGGAGUUCAAAAUAGGAAUGGGCACCAAGAACCUGGAUAUUGUGGUUAAUGAUAUGAUCGCUGCCGUGGUUAGUGUGAGUCCAAACAGACGGUAUACACCGGUCAAUAGGUUUACGUUUAAAAUAAUUCCUCCAUUCAUACCAUUGUUGCCGCAAUGGAUAGUCGACCGAGUAUUUUAUGCCAUGAAUACUAAACCGGCGUUUGUCAAGAAAAGUAACCAAAAUAAAGUAUGAUUUUUGUACCAUGAAUAUAAAUUACCGUAGAGC
Messenger RNA from Oppiella nova, 1536 nucleotides. The record is from the annotation of a GenBank genome assembly. Lineage: Eukaryota; Metazoa; Arthropoda; Arachnida; Sarcoptiformes; Oppiidae.